Molecule: messenger RNA, 636 nt
Organism: Olea europaea var. sylvestris
Lineage: Eukaryota; Viridiplantae; Streptophyta; Magnoliopsida; Lamiales; Oleaceae
Exons: 3
Coding region: 1-636 (211 amino acids)
Source: RefSeq, a predicted model, not a curated record
AUGAGUAUGGUUGGUGAGUUGAGUUAUUUCCUUGGACUUCAGGUAAAACAAACUGAGGAUGGCUUGUUUAUUUCACAGUCUAAGUAUGCAAAGGAUUUAGUUAAGCGGUUUGGGUUAGAUACUACUAGACCUGACAUUGUUUUUAGUGUUGGAGUGUGUGCUCGAUUUCAGGCAAAUCCCAAAGAAUCACACUUAAGCUCUAUUAGACACAUCAUUAGAUAUGUGAGUGGUAAUGUUGAUCUAGGGAUUUUCUAUUCUAGAAAUUCUAAUCUUGAUUUGGCUGGCUACUCCGACGUCGAUUGGGCGGGGAAUGCAUAUGUUAGAAAAAGUACUUCAGGGGGUUGUUUCUACAUGGGUAGCAAUCUAGUAGCCUGGUUAAGUAAGAAACAAAAUUCCAUAUCCCUAUCCACGGUAGAGGCCGAAUACAUAGCAGCUGGAAGUUGCUGCACUCAGCUUCUCUGGAUGAAGCAGAUGCUGAGUGAUUAUGGGAUUAAUCAAGGGACCAUGACUGUUUUCUGUGAUAAUACCAAUCAUGUUUCUACUGACAACCAAUUAGCUGACAUACUUACGAAACCACUAGAUGGGAUGAGGUUUGAGUCGCUUCAGACGGUUGUUGGUAUUUGGUUGCCUAUCUGA